Strongyloides ratti is the source of this 285-nucleotide messenger RNA. Its product is annotated as Crustacean neurohormone family-containing protein. The transcript has 2 exons. Gene Ontology annotation, cellular component: extracellular region. Gene Ontology annotation, molecular function: neuropeptide hormone activity. Lineage: Eukaryota; Metazoa; Nematoda; Chromadorea; Rhabditida; Strongyloididae. Bases 1 to 285 code for a protein of 94 amino acids. The record is from RefSeq and is a predicted model, not a curated record. Gene Ontology annotation, biological process: circadian rhythm.
AUGAUUUUAAAAAUAAAAAGAUAUCCUACUUGUUGUCUUUUUAUCAUAAUCAUUAUUUUCCAAGCAUCUUUACAAAAUAGUACACCACGAAAAUAUAAAAUCGUCAAAACUUGUAAAUUUGAUAAUUUAGAUUACAAAAAUGUACUAGAAUUAAUUUGUAUUCAAUGUCAUGAAUUUUUUUCCUAUACUUCACCAAAUUUAAGAGCACAAUGCAGAACAAAUUGUUUUGAUAAUUCAAUUUUCAUUAAAUGUUUGAAUAUCUUUGAACCACAUAAUAUUAAAUAA